AUCGCCAUCAAGGAUCUGCGUGUGACUGGAGUGAUAGCCAAAACAAAUAAGUUACAGAGCAAUGAUUCUGCCUUAGUGCCACACACUAAAAAACAAAGUUUAGAUUGAAAUUUAAACAGAAAAAUAAUUUAUUUUGCAUUCGUAACUUUUAGCUGUAAUAUGGAGGAUGAAACGACAGAUACGGCACCAAGAGAGCGUAAAAUUCGUCGCGGCAUCGUCCUACUGAGCUCCUUUCAAGUCGGUCUUGGCGCUGUCAUAAUCGGGAUGUCAUUUACCGCGUUUGCAUCGACUUCUUCUUCAAAAAUACGUAGUUCCUCGCCUUAUUGGGCAGGAUUUAUGGCUCUUUUUACUGGAUCAGUUGGCUUUUUGACUUGGAAGCAGUUAUCUAUUGUGUCGAUCGGUAUAUACACAUUUUUGUCCACUGCAUGCGUGGUCAUUUGCCUGGUGGCAACUGUCUUAACUGGGGAUGCAGCGACUUUCCUAAAGGCCAUCACAUAUUGCCAGGAAGUUAAAUUUGAACAUGCAUGUCAGUGCUGCAUUGGGAACGAUACCUGCGACGACCCUAGGUAUAAGUUCCCAAGUGUACGGAAUUGUGAUGCCCUAAACGGUUUUCUCAUAGACAUAAUGUACUGUCUCUGCAUUUCGAAUGUCUUGUGUUGCCUGAUGUGUUUAGUGGUCACGUUGGUCGGUUGUACAUUGGGUGCACAAUAUAGUCGUUAUAGCCAGAAUUGUGCUUUUCGAUUGGCGCAGUCCCCUCAUUCCAAUUACGACCAUCGUUAUGACUGGUCGCCUUUUCUAUCGACGCUUCAGACAACUUCCCGCCUUGUGCACCUCCUGUAUUGUCCUGCAUCCCGAGGUGCGAGUAGCAACAACCGAAAUGGACUUCCGAAGCUUUUUGAUUCCGUGGAUUUUCCACCUCCAUAUACUUCACGUGAGCCGUCGAUUGCAGAUCGUCGUGAUCUGCUAAACGCCGACUUCAGUAUUGGCAAUCGCGGCAUAUCGUGGGAAAGGUUAGGACCUACUGCGUUUCGCUUUUCUUAUCAGACUCAGACGGCUACUGUUUCCGAUGAAAGCGUUGAUUAUAUUGAACGAACAAUUUUUCGAGGACGUGCAUCAACAUCAGGCUCCAGUGAGGCUGAAGAGAGUUCUCAAUUCGGGAGGAACACUGACAUGCAAGGUGCGAAUGUAGUCAGUCAAUCAGUUCGCAACACUUGUGUCAGUGAGACAAUCUCUUCUAUUUCGACUGAAUCGGAGUUGGAGACUACAGGCCUCGAGUCUGCACGCGUUUCCUCGCUUCCUAUGACAGGUGUCACUACUGAUGCUGUUGUGUCUCAUUGCUACGAGCAAAUGAGACGCCAUUCGUGGGUACAGCUUGUCGAAUCUAUGCAUUCGGAGAGUGCCUUUUGUCUGCAUGACGAGAGUUCUCGAGCACACAACACCCCUCUUAUUUAUCCUUGGAUCCGAAACGUGAGUGGAGUCAUUGGAACUGUUACCAUUGAUUCCUACAAUGCUGCCUUGUGGACAAAACCACGUGCAAAUAGCAGCCCAGUUUGCCCCAAGUCACACGACAAAGCUUGCGAUUGACGCACCACUCUGUGAUGAAGAGCGUCCGCCAAUACAAGGGGAGAUCUCGUUAUUUUCCCGUAUCGAUCAAGCUACUUUGACGACUGUUGGGUGUGAAGCGCACGAUGAUGUCGAGUUGCCAAGAGGUUUUGGUCAUGCUAGCACUAAUAACGUUCAUGUGAAGCCAAGAACGUUCACAAAUAGUCCAAAUUGUAAUUCAUUGCAAAUCAACUCAUCCACAGUCUCUGAGGAUGUUUCUCAAGUCGCCCCUGUUGGGAAUAACGAAUCAAAUUCGGCUUUCUCAAGGGAAACUGCGUUGUAGGGUGGCCGUGAUGUGCGAAAAGAAAACGUAGUACUCUCGUAUGUGUUGUGUGUAACCUCUACGUGAUUGCGUGUAUUUUAAAUUUAUAGGGAAGGUGUGCAGAAAGUACUGAGAGAAUUUUGAAUAACGUUUUUUAAUUUAAAUCUUAUAUAUAUAUAGGUUAGGUUAGGUUAGGUUAUGUGUUGCGAAAUUAAAUAUAAUAAGAUUA
Messenger RNA from Xenia sp. Carnegie-2017, 2093 nucleotides. RefSeq names its product protein FAM189A1-like. The record is from RefSeq and is a predicted model, not a curated record. The transcript is spliced from 4 exons. Gene Ontology annotation, cellular component: membrane. NCBI's taxonomy places the organism in Eukaryota, Metazoa, Cnidaria, Anthozoa, Malacalcyonacea, Xeniidae. Bases 160 to 1584 code for a protein of 474 amino acids.